UUGUUGUGAUUUGUUUUCAGAUAGAGGAAAGAGAGAGAGCGAGUAUGAACAGCAGCAUAAGAACGGGAGGCGAGACAAAUGGAACAGGGGUUUCCCUAAUGAGCUGAUGUCUGGGAUUAUUAACCGAAUACCCCUUUGACAUUUUAAUUUCCUCAAGCAGAGUGAAUCAUUGAUAGUAGCCUGGUGUUUUGUUGCUUCAUCUAUCUGCUAUGAAACGCGGCAAUUUGAGGCUUCCUUUAGUUGUUUGUAGGGAUAAAGAAAUAUAACAAAUCCUGUGUCAGUUUAUGAAAUAUUUCCGCUGCCAAGUAGGCAACUAGUUGCGACAGGUGCGCACUGAGCGAGACCAGGAUGGGCAGGCGGGAAAUUCGCAGAGACCACCGCAGCAGCAGCAGCGUGAUGAGCACUGAAGACCGGUCAGAACGGAGGGAGAACAUGCAGGACACGGCAGAUACCGAAAUCGGCAAUGAUGGCUCCGAGACCUCAAGUCUGGACAGCCGUCGUCUCCUCAGCGGGGACAAGCGCCCCAGCCACACCGGGGAAAGUGUCUCUAUGCCGGUGGAAGUGAAGAAGCACCAACAUAAACACAAUUUGAAACACCGCUACGAGGUAAUGGAGACGCUGGGAAAAGGCACCUACGGGAAAGUGAAGAGGGCGGUGGAGAGAACGACCAGGAAGACAGUGGCCAUCAAGUCAAUUCGUAAGGAGAGCAUCACUGAUGAUCUGGACAGAGUUCAUAUCCAGAGAGAGAUAGAAAUCACCUCCGCCCUCAAACACCCCUACAUCAUACGCUUCCACGAGGUGUUUGAGAGUCGUGAUAAGAUAGUGAUAGUGAUGGAGUACGCCAGCAGAGGGGAGUUGUAUGACUACGUCAAUGAGAGGAGGAGACUGGUGGAGACAGAGGCCAGAGACCUCUUCAGACAAAUCACCUCCGCCGUGCACUACUGCCACACGAAUGGCGUGGUCCAUCGAGAUCUGAAGCUGGAGAACAUUCUACUAGACCAGGACCUGAACGUCAAGCUGGCUGACUUUGGCCUGUCCAACCGCUUUAAGAAGGACAAUUUGCUCCAGACGUACUGUGGGAGUCCUCUCUACGCCUCCCCAGAGAUAGUCAAGGGACUGCCCUAUCAUGGCCCAGAGGUGGACUGCUGGGCUAUGGGAGUCUUGCUGUAUGCGCUGGUGUAUGGCAGUAUGCCGUUUGACGGGGCCAGCUACAGAGCGCUCACAGAGCAGAUCAGCCAGGGACGCUACCGCAGACCAAACCCUCCCUCAGACGCCUGUGCCCUGAUUGACUGGCUGCUGACGGUGCGUGUAGAGGAGAGGGCCACGGUGGAGGACAUAGCCAACCACUGGUGGGUCAACUGGGGCUAUGAGGACAGUGUAUGUGACUGCCCCUCAUCCCCCCACCAGGACUGCCCCUCCCCGCUGCUCGCCCGCUACAUCGACUGGCAGAACCGGGUUGCCACGGCAACCAGUUGCCCGAGCUCUGACCCUGCCGCUCACCCUCACCCGUUCUACUUCAGCUUCCCCCUGAAGGGUGAUCGCGGGGGAGGGGGGAGGUCGAGGGGGGAGAGGUCAAGUUUAAGGAAGUCGCGUAAGGUGAACACUAUUCCCCAGAAUGCACUGGGAGCAUGUAGUCCAGUUUGUACGACAACUGCCAUCAACACCACCACCACUGCCGCCUCCAUUUCCUCUUCCUCCUUAGGCCAGGUCGAGAGGAAGAAACCAAAGGGGAUUCUGAAACCCCAGCGGAGCUUUGAUUCAACCUUCCUGCCCCCUCCUAAAGUGAUGGGGGAGAACUCCUCCACCAAGCCCUGCAACCUGCCUCCCCAGCCCCACAGAGCUCACACACACACUCACUCACACAGUGAUGGUCUGUCCACAAGCCUGCCUGCCCCCUCUAUGUUCUCCCAUUCCUCCUCCAAGAUGCCCAAGAAGGGGAUCCUAAAGAACCUGUAUGGUGGUGAGUCAGGGUACUGCUCAUCCCCAGAGAGAGGUAUGUCUGGAGCGGGCACAGGAGUAGGAGGUAGAAGGGUUGAUGGAGAUAUGUGCUGCUCUUACGAUCACCGCUCCCCCAGCUCAGAGCACAGUCCAACGAUGCGGACGGAAGCAGUGAGAAGGAGGAAAGGCAUUCUAAAGCGCAAUGGCAAGUUCUCACACAGCCUGGACCUCCCUGAUGCCCUUCAUCCCUCCUUAUCCUCAGCUCUGGCCCAUUUCCCUGAGGCACUGCACCAGCUCCAUCAGGCCUCUGGGGGCAGCAGACCCCCCAGCGUGGUGAGUGAGGACAGCCUCCUCUCCUCCGAUUCUUUUGACCUGCUGGACCUCAGCGCCCAAUCACGCCGCAGGAUCUUCUCCCGGGGCACCCAAUGCAGUGCUUGCAGCUCAGAAGAGGAACUCGAGGACCCGGUAGCAAGGGCGGCAGACGGGAUUGGAUUAGGAAGAGGGCGGGGCAGAGAGGAGGAAGAUGAGAUGUCAUUGGAGGAGAGACAGGAGAUGCUAAGAUAAGAUAAAGGUUGCGUUCCCCUGCUCAACCAAUGGUUGCAUGCCACAUCAUCGACUGUCCCGUCGGGCACCAGAUUGCUAUAACAUAUGAUGUGGGUAGCUGAUACAUAAAAUACCUAUCCAGGUGUUGUAAGAUCUGGCAUGAGUCAUUAACGCCUGGGUAGAGCAAUGUGCCCACAAUAUGAUAAGCCUAAGAGAUGACUGGACGCUUGUAAUAUCAGUUACUGGUGCUGUCUGAUAGGCCCAAAUUACUGACAGACUUUGUCUUUGCUAACCACAUGACAAAUAACAAUAAAGAAUUCAGCGGAAGCACCUAGUCAUACAACCUGCAGUGAUCAUAUGUUGAAGGAAAGUCAUCAAGAAAUGGUUCAUUUCAUCAAGGUCAGUUACUGAUUGGAAUGGAUUGAGACUGCUGUCCUAGUGAUGGGAUAAAACACCUUUGGACUCUUUAACUGUGUGAAUGAAACCAUCACUGACUUUAAGGACUCCUAUGUGAACUAACAAAACACUGUAAAGGAGACCACAUGGCAUUCCCAAUCUGGCCCUCAUACCAUCAUGGCCAUCUAAUCAUCCCCUACUUCCAGUUGGAUCAUUCAUCCCCCCUCCUCUCCCCUGUAACUAUUCCCCAGGUCGUUGUUGUAAAUGAGAAUGUGUUUUCAGUCAACUUACCUGGUAAGAUAAGGGUAAAAAAUAAAAUCCUGUGGACACGAAGCUAAUGUGCAAUGUUAAGACAUAGUUCAAAUGGUUCCUUUAAUUCAAGCUGUUUGUAGCAUCAGACUUGAAUUGUUUGAUUCCUGCAUGGGCCAAAUAUACUGUAUAAUAUACCCAUUUGAUGUGUUAUUUCUAAGUCACUUUGGUUAAAACAAUGAUCUAAAUGUCUUUGACUGGGGUGAAACCAAAUGGUGUCAACGUGGAUGUGUUAUCUCUGUGCCACAAGACAUGUAAUAUUACUCUUAUUUCAUCUGAUUUCACCGACAGCAUGAGCCUUCAGAUAUAUAUAUGAUCUCUGAGGUCACAAGAGGCUGACUGAUGGCAUUUUACCAUGGAAUGUGAUCUUAUGGUCAAACAGACUGGAAGAUUGAAUGAGACUUUGAGGAUUUUAAAUCUGGGAUCUGUGUGCUGGAAAAGUGUAAGGGUAUGUGAUUACAUUUUACUGGGAGGCAAGGAGGUAGUUACAUAAAGUAUUAUUGCUUUGGUUUUUGGAUUGGUUCAACCGUUUUGGUACUGUGAAAGAAAAAAUAAAUACAAGGAAUGA
This is a messenger RNA of Oncorhynchus nerka (sockeye salmon), 3754 nucleotides long. Its product is annotated as NUAK family SNF1-like kinase 1. The transcript has 7 exons. Gene Ontology annotation, cellular component: cytoplasm. Gene Ontology annotation, molecular function: ATP binding; protein serine/threonine kinase activity. Gene Ontology annotation, biological process: protein phosphorylation; intracellular signal transduction. The record is from RefSeq and is a predicted model, not a curated record. Lineage: Eukaryota; Metazoa; Chordata; Actinopteri; Salmoniformes; Salmonidae. The coding region runs from base 349 to 2502 and encodes 717 amino acids.